Molecule: messenger RNA, 144 nt
Organism: Vairimorpha ceranae
Lineage: Eukaryota; Fungi; Microsporidia; Nosematidae
Exons: 1
Coding region: 1-144 (47 amino acids)
Source: RefSeq, a predicted model, not a curated record
AUGAUAGAAAGAACCUCUGAAAGAAGGAUAGUUAUUAUUGGAGUGAAAAGAAGAAAUGCAGAUACGUUAAUUCCAUUAAUUCUUUCUCAUGUACAUCAUAAUUCAGCCAUUUUAACAAAUGCUGGCGAAAAUGUACAAAUAUAA